UUAUUUUAAAUUAAAAUGAUGCACAAAGUGAAUGGAAGUGGCACUAAGAAAUGUGAGUUAAUUUUGCAAACUCACGUCGGCAUCAAACACUUUCAAAUAAAGCAUAACGCAAUGAAAUGCACAAUAUAUUUCCACUCUUGGCCUCAGUCCAAGUCUCUGCACAACAUUCUUCUCCGUUUCAUUUCCUAAACCAUUCAUCCUAUAUUAACGAAACGGUCAAAAAGGAAUUGCAGGAUCUUCCAUGAUACAAGACAUAACUAUUGCCAAAGGCACAAUUUCAUGCACAUAGUUUGCAGUUAACGGUGGAGACCUUCCGUCCACCUGUCCGGGCUGCAUGACACAUUGGUUGAGAAGCCAGCCUCUACAAUAUUCAUUCAUUUCCCUCUCCAUGUCAUCCGCAGUUUUUAGGUUUGAAAAAUAUUUUGAUAUUAUACAUUACUAAAAACCAUUUUUAUAACAAGUUACAGAUAAGUAACUCCAAUAUACCCAACUCAACAUGCGCUUAAAUGGAACCAAAAAAAAUGUUUUGGAUUUACAUUAAAAAUUAGGCAUGCAACGCGAUGCAUGGCGCCCACGCACGACAGGUACGCAUAUUGCACUGCUCGAAUGCUAUCUUAAAAUUUUAAACACCCGAUAAAUAAGCACAGAUUCCUGAGAAGCAGCAUUAAUCAGCUUGCACUGAACUUGCAUCGCUUUCCCGCAGCCUCCCGGUGCCUACAGUGCGGCUGCGCGGGGUCUCGCGCGUCCUGGGCCUCUCUAUGAAUCACGGCCGUUGGGGUCGUCCGUUCAAAAGCAGGUCCACGGCGAACGAUCGCGGCCCGGCACCUCGCAUCUGACACUUAUGUCAGGCUUUCGCUGCCAGCUGAGGCACCGGCCAUCCUCUAGAAAAAUGUUAUUGCCUCCUCCACCCUGGUGUCGCUCCUCCCCCGUCCCGCCUCCCGACGGUGAAACCGGAAUUGGGUUGUGGCGGGCGGGCGGUGGAGGCGGAGGCGCAGCGAGACGUGCACACGUCGAGGGGACAGAGCGGCGCUGCUCGCUUGUCUGGAGAUGGGGCUGUUCGAGCGUGUGAGGAGGCAGUGGUUCCUGGUAGGCAUCGUGCUGGUGAUCACCUUCGCGAAGCUGCAACCUUCGGUGGGGAUGCAUGGAGGACCCUUGAAACCAGAAAUUACGAUAACUUAUAUUGCAGUUUCAACUAUAUUUUUUAACAGUGGGCUUUCAUUAAAGACUGAGGAGCUGACUAAUGCUCUGAUGCAUGUCAAACUCCACAUGUUUGUACAGACCUUUACACUUGCAUUUUUCCCGACUGCUAUUUGGUUUUUUCUUAAAUUAUUAGCUCUGACGUCUAUAAACCCAUGGCUUUUAAAAGGUUUGCAGACUGUUGGCUGUAUGCCACCUCCAGUGUCAUCUGCUGUAAUCCUAACCAAAGCAGUUGGUGGAAAUGAGGCAGCUGCUAUUUUCAAUUCUGCUUUUGGAAGUUUUCUGGGGAUUGUUAUCACACCCUUACUACUACUACUGUUUCUGGGAUCUUCAUCUGCAGUGCCAUUUACUUCCAUUUUCUCUCAGCUGUUCAUGACUGUAGUAGUUCCACUCAUUAUAGGGCAGGUUGCUCGACGAUACAUCAAGGAUUGGCUUGAAAGAAGGAAGCCACCGUUUGGUGCUAUUAGCAGCUGUGUGCUCCUUAUGAUCAUAUAUUCAACAUUUUGUGAUACUUUCUCCAAUCCAAAAAUUGACCUGGAUACAUUUAGUCUUGUAUUAAUUGUUUGUAUAAUAUUUUCCCUUCAGCUGAGUUUCAUGUUUUUAACCUUUUUCAUCUCAACAAGAAAAAAGUCAGGUUUUACGGCUGCAGACACAGUUGCCAUUAUGUUCUGUUCCACACAUAAAUCACUGACUCUUGGAAUUCCAAUGCUGAAGAUAGUAUUUUCAGGGUAUGAACAUUUAUCCCUCAUCUCUGUUCCAUUACUCAUCUAUCAUCCCACCCAGAUUCUGCUAGGCGGUCUGUUAGUUGGAACAGUGAAAUCCUGGAUGAUCACUCGUCAAAAAGCACUGAGCCUCUCAAGACAGGUGAAGAUUCCUGUAUAACAUCGGUGGAAUCUUUUAUUUUGUAUCAAUGUACAUACAUAUCAUGCAGUGUACAGUAUGUAAAACUUAUAGAAAAUGAUUAAGUGAACAUUUAUGCCUAAGAAAUUUGCAUAUGUUUAAUUUUGAAAAUAUAUAUUAUUAAGUGCCUUAAGAGUACAACUGAAUUUCUCAGUUUGUUUUCUCCAUGCACAAGAAUUGUUGCAUGAAUAAGAGGGGAAUAUUCCAGCAAUUUGUUCAAGGAGUAUGAAUGACUUUAAAUGGCAAAAAUUAUUUACAAAACACAUGGCAAAAUGCUGUUUAGCUGUCAAAUAUAAGGGGUUUUCUUUAUGUUUCUUUUUCUUAAAUAAAUUCAAAUGUUGUAUUGGGCAUUUCCAUUCGCAUUCCCCCAUGCUCCCCACCAACCCACCAUAAAACUUUAUCCAUAAUGUUCUAACAUUAGUUGCCCUCUUUCUAUAUUCAAUUCACCAAGCUUUUUGUCUUUUGUCCCUUGAGAAUUCCAUAGUAUGUCUAAGUGCUGUUCUAGUGGGCAAGGGACAGAAAUUAACUCUGUUAGUGUCUGUUCCCAUUAAAACCAAAGUGCUUGACAUUUAUUGAAUUGAAGGGUAGUGGAUGUAUUUAAGUGGUUUUUUGCCAGAUUGACGGUAGACAAGGCAAUUAAUGGAAGGCCUCCAAUCAAGUUGAAUCACUACCCUUAAAUCAGUCAGAUUAACCUAUUCAAAUGAGGCAUAAUUAAAACUGGGGUAGAUAUUAUGGUUUAACCGUUACUGAAUGUGGGAAAUACUGAAUAUUCUACAUUCAUUCAAUCAUUCAGCCUUCUGUAAAUUCUCUGCAGGAAACUCCUUGGAAGUAUUAGUAUAAUUCUACUGUUUCAUAAUGGUGUGCCUGAAUUUAAAUUUGAUGAAACAAAAUUUUGUGUCUUAAUAUUUUGGUUGAUGGAGAAUCUAUCCAAUAUUAACAACCUUGUAAAUUAACUAUUAGAAAGCAUUGAAGGUUCUGGAAGCUUCCAUAUCAUUUUAUGUUACCAAAUUAAUGUAUUAUGAGGACCUGCAUUAUUUUAUUUUACAUGCACCUUUUUACAUAACAUAAUAUGUGAUGUUACAACCUGAAUUAAAAUAGACUCUUUGGUGGAUUUCUGCUACUUAAGUAUAAAAGAUAAAGGCACAAUUCUUUUGGACAGUUACAUGUUCAUUUAUUAAAUGUAACACAGGGAUACUUUUUAUGAUUGCAUUUAUAAAUUCUCAAGUAUUAUCCUUGAAGUAAUGGGGCCAUUAGUGACAUAUAAUUAGUAUUAGUGCAAAUUAGAUCAAUCCUUCCUUGCAUUUGGCUUUACUUCUGCUUAAGUCUUCGAUUAUCAAGUCUUUGGUUUCACUGUCCUUUGCCAAGUUGUUUUCCUCGUUUGCAAUUGUUUCUUAACAUCGUCACUUUGUAUUUGUUUUUGGGCAAAAUAGAUCUUAGGUGAAAUACUGUAUCUUCUGAGAGUUGGGUAAGCAUAUAAAAGUUAUUGGUUGUGAGUCAUUACUAUUAAUAUGUUUAAACCUCAUUGAAUGUCAUGUAGCUCAUUAUUGUUAGAACCAAUUUAUUUCGUGUUCAUUCAAUUUACUUUUUUUAUUGUUACAUGGCUUAUCAAUAAAACAAAAUGAUUCCACAGUUCACACA
Molecule: messenger RNA, 3735 nt
Organism: Pristis pectinata (smalltooth sawfish)
Lineage: Eukaryota; Metazoa; Chordata; Chondrichthyes; Rhinopristiformes; Pristidae
Gene: slc10a7
Product: solute carrier family 10 member 7
Exons: 12
Coding region: 1048-2079 (343 amino acids)
Cellular component (GO): plasma membrane
Source: RefSeq, a predicted model, not a curated record